Messenger RNA from Copidosoma floridanum, 3119 nucleotides. It is a transcript of the gene SoxN, whose product is annotated as SRY-box transcription factor soxNeuro. Gene Ontology annotation, biological process: positive regulation of transcription by RNA polymerase II; neuron differentiation; negative regulation of transcription by RNA polymerase II. Gene Ontology annotation, molecular function: DNA-binding transcription activator activity, RNA polymerase II-specific; RNA polymerase II cis-regulatory region sequence-specific DNA binding. The record is from RefSeq and is a predicted model, not a curated record. Gene Ontology annotation, cellular component: nucleus. NCBI's taxonomy places the organism in Eukaryota, Metazoa, Arthropoda, Insecta, Hymenoptera, Encyrtidae.
UGACCACGAAAAACAUAAUACAAGUUGAUACAAGCUCUUUUAAUCGUUGUGUUCUAUAGAGAACACAAAAAUUAGCAGUGUUGAAAGAGCCCACGUACCUUGUACAGAAAGAGUAGCAAGAAAACGGGAGUGCAGAAAUCGAAAAUCGAGUUGCCGGAAUCCGAGUAGAAAAAAAAGAGAAGGAAAUUCGAUUCGAAAGAGCGCGCGCAACGGGAACACGCGAUUCGUCGAAGCGUGCGGUGCCAGCUAACCAGUCAGCAAGCGACGAGGAUAGGAGAGGGACGGAGCGUGUACAAACAGGCCAGAAUCCUCUGUCCUUUUUCCUCUCUCGGGCGACGCGCGCGCCGUGCUGCCUAGAAGGUUGGAAGAGGCAAAAGUGACAGUGUGCAUUUCAGUUCUGGUUCGGACUCUGUGAGGGACGGUCGCGUGUUUCUUUGUCCCGCUCUGCCUCUCCUCGCCUUGCGCAAGGAGUUCCAGGACCUGUUUGUGCAACAAAUAAACCAGUACGAACUUGUCCACGAGCAACAGUCACAGUUCCCAAUGAUAACAAUAUAACGAUUGUGUUGUUACGUAUAAAAGUUGUUCGCCAAUGGUUUUGAACCUUCGUGGAACAAUUAAAAAAGAAACAUUGUAUCGCGAUUGUGCGGAAAUAUAUAUUCUACCGUGUGCGAACAUUAACCGAUCUGAUUCACGAUCAUUGAUCGAAUGACUCUCGUGGUGUUGUACUUCGCAAUCACUGAUCCGAGACAAGUGGCCCUUAAUGUCUCGUGCGCAGGACACAAAGUUUCCAAGUUCACGUGACGAACAACUGCGGUCAUCUUAGGACAUCUUCGAAGAAGAGUACCCCACUGCCCGUCAUCAGUGUCAGCAUCUUCGAUAGCGUGGCGAACGCUGUCGUAACCAGUACUAAACAACAGGCAGGUGGACUCCUGCGGUGAGGAGGAGAUAACUUGUCACGGUGCCCCAGGUCUGUAAACAAAAGUCAGUCAAGCUGUACGGGCACAGGGAGCAGGAAGACAUGCUCACGAUGGAGACGGACCUAAAGGGCGGCAGCCUGCACGGCCAGAUGCCACCGCACCCCCAUCAGGGCGUCUCGCCCAUGGGCCAUCACACGGGCGUUGUCUCGUCCUACGGAGCUUUGGGCUCCCUCGUACACAGCCCAUCCCUGUCGGGCAGUCCGCCCAGCAGUGGUCUCGGCAGCCUCUCAUUGCAGCAGCACCAUCAUCAGGCGACUCAGCACCACUACGCCUCGAUGCAUGCUGCCGCUGCGGCUGCUCAGCAGCAGGCCCAGCAACAACAGGCCCACAGCCAGCAACACAGCCAAUCGAUGCACUCGUUGGGACAGCAGCAAAUCAGUGCCCAGCAACAGCAGCCCCCGCAGCAUCACCCACACCAACAACAGCAGCAGCAACAACAACAACAACAGUCCCAGUCGCAUCAGCCACCCAACAACAAUAACAGCACCAGCAAGAACAACAACCUCGACCGGGUUAAGAGGCCGAUGAAUGCGUUCAUGGUGUGGUCAAGAGGACAGCGUAGGAAAAUGGCUCAGGAGAAUCCGAAGAUGCACAACAGCGAGAUUUCAAAGAGACUCGGUGCCGAGUGGAAACUCCUGAGUGAGUCGGAAAAACGGCCGUUCAUCGACGAGGCCAAGCGGCUCCGGGCUGUGCACAUGAAAGAGCAUCCAGACUACAAGUACCGACCAAGACGUAAGACCAAGACUCUGCUUAAGAAGGACAAGUUUCCGCUUGCCGGUGGUGUAGCCGGCGUUGGAGGAAUGCUUGGGGUUGAGCACCAACGGCAGGUUGGUAACAGUGCCGGAUCCCAACAAGUCAGUCGCGAGGUCUAUCAGAUGCCCAGUAGCUACAUGCCCAACGGGUAUGCGAUGAUGCAUGACCCGACGGCAGCUUACCAGCAGCACUACAGCGGACAUAUGAAUGCUGCUGCAGCAGCCGCGGCAGCUGGCUAUCCCAGGUACGACAUGGGUCAUCAGCUAGGCGGUGGUAGUCCCUCGCCCCUCAACAGUUACAUCAACGGAUACGGCGGCUAUGGGUCUGCAGCAACGACGACGGUUCCUGGUGGAUCGCCCUCACCCUACCAUCAGGCCCAGCCUGGCUCCCAGAUGUCCAGUCACAGCCCGUCGGGCAGCAGUAUAAAGAGCGAGCCCACGAGUCCGGCUAGCGCGGGCAUACACACGCCCACGCCCAGUGGGCCAAACUCGACGAGUGGACCCCAAGUCAAGAGGGAGUACAUGACCCAGUCGCAGCAGCAGCAACAACAGCAGGACAACAGUUUCCAGCAAAUGAUCUCAAUGUACAUGGACCCAAACGCCAUGCAGCAUCACAACGUGUAUUCGCCUGGACCGUCGCCUGACUCCCUCGGACAGCAUCAGUCGGUCAUGCCACCUCUAACCCAUAUGCCGGAGAGCGAUAGGAAAAUGUUGAACCCCGAAACGAGCUGCUACUCCGAGUCCAUACGAUCGUGGGACUGGAACUCGACGAGCAACGUGCGCGUGCAGGAGUCCUGGCCCACGUGAGCGCCGUUCACAAUGAAAAAUCCGGAUUUCAUCGAAGACGCCGGCUCUUCGCGCUCCUUGGACGAUUCGAGCGUCACGAGCCAGACAACUGCGGCCUAAAGAGAAAACUCGACACUGUUCCAUGAGCCACCAGAACCGCUUAUAAAAAAAAAAAUAAAUAAAAAAAAAGAAUAAAAAGGAAACAAAUAUAAUUAAGCUCGUUUUAAUAAGUUUGUAUGUAGUUCUCACUUUAAGAAAUGUAUUAUAAUGUAAGUGUUGACUAAGCAAGCGUCGUUAAGAGAUAAAACUUUAUUAGGGCACUUGAAAAAAAAAUAAAAAUAAAAUUAAAAAAAAUAUCUCUUUUUAAUUGUAAAUACAAUGAAUUAUUAUAAAUAAAAUCUGUAAUUAACCAUCUAUACAUCUUGUAAUUAAUAAUUUAUUAAAGCUAAAUCGAAAAAAACAAAAAAAAAUCAAAUAAACGUUCUUUAUCCAUACUUCGAAAUAUUCAACUUUUUCAUUAUCAAAACCUGUUCUAUCCAUAUCCUUGAUAUUGUAUUUUUUAUUUCAGUGAUUUCACAAAAAAAAAUUAAGUUAUUGCAUAGAA